This is a messenger RNA of Rubroshorea leprosula, 1207 nucleotides long. NCBI's taxonomy places the organism in Eukaryota, Viridiplantae, Streptophyta, Magnoliopsida, Malvales, Dipterocarpaceae. The record is from the annotation of a GenBank genome assembly.
UGCUCUUCUUCUUCUCCCCGUUGCAGCCACCCGAAAGAAGAAAGAAAAAAAGGGGAACCCAGCCAUACUUUGAGAAACCGGUGAGAAAGCUUGUAUUUCUCCUUAUUUUCUUGCUCUAAAACACAUGUAGAACCCAUAAAUUCUCCCCCCCGGCUAGAAAAUCCGGAUCUGCUUUGCUCUGUCCGCCGGCUGCUCUUGUUGUGGGGGCAAAAUUCUUCAAAUUCCGAUUUCCCGUGAGCUUCCCCUGCACUGCCGCCGGCUUCUCCCCCUGCCAAGUCCGGUUUUGCAGCUGAAAUUAUGGUUCGUGAUCGUUCUGUCAGUUUAGCACUGAGAUCGAGUCUUCGGUUUUAUGCGAGUGAGGUUCAUAAUCAAAAAAGGAAAUUUUGCGAAGAGGAUUGGAAGAAGGGGGUGAAAGAAAUUAAAACAAGGGACUCAAUUGAAAAGAUCAAAAGUUUGGGGUGAAACCCUUGAAACUAUAAAUCUAGCCCAUUAAAACCAAAAACCAAUGUUUUUGCACCCGGCCCGGUGGUUGACCCGUUUUGACCACCGGGUCUGGUUUAACCGGUUGAAUCGGUUCACUCGACCGGUCCAACCGGUCAACCUAAAAACACACUUUUUUCAAUUUUUGACGAUAUGUUCGAUGAGCUGUUGCAGAUUCUGACUUCUGCUGCUGCUUCUGCUCAGUGGAGGCAGGAAAAGAAGAGGAGCGGUGGAGGAGAUGAGGCAGAUGAGGACGCCAUGAUCGACGGAGGAGAUGAGGAGGAGGUGCUCGGCGGAGGAGAUGAGGCAAAUGAAGAUGCCGUGAUUGACGGAGGAGAUGAGGAGGAGGAGGUGCUCGACGGAGGAGAUGAGGUAGAUGAGGAUGAUCUGUUGAUUUUGUUUUGUUUUUCUGUGUUGCUCAGUAGAGGAGAUGAGUGAUGAGGACGAUCGGCUGGACGCUGAGUUGUGUUGCCGCCGACGGAGGUGGCUGAGAUCUGGAGCUCGUCGAUGGUUCCUUCUUUUUCUCACUCCUUUCUUUUGUUCUGGGUUUUACAAUUUGCAGAGAGUUUUCUUUAUUUCUCCAUGUCUAGAUGAGGCUGUGACUGCUGGUGAGAUCUUGACGGAAGUGGAGCAGGGAGAUCAGGCCGCUCUGUCGGAGGUGAUGAGGUGGUGACUGCUGUGGUGAGAUGCCGAUGAACUCACGGGAGAUGGAGCAGGGAUGAGGCAG